Molecule: messenger RNA, 1929 nt
Organism: Venustampulla echinocandica
Lineage: Eukaryota; Fungi; Ascomycota; Leotiomycetes; Helotiales; Pleuroascaceae
Exons: 9
Coding region: 1-1929 (642 amino acids)
Biological process (GO): protein sumoylation
Cellular component (GO): cytoplasm; SUMO activating enzyme complex
Molecular function (GO): SUMO activating enzyme activity
Source: RefSeq, a predicted model, not a curated record
AUGGUCCAAGCCAUGUCACACGAUCAGUUCAAUCGCCAAUCACUGGGUUCUCCAACCAACACCAUGGUGAAGGAGGCACGGAUAUUGAUGGUGGGCGCCGGAGGCAUCGGAUGCGAACUCCUCAAGAACCUCGUUCUCACUGGGUUUGGAGAGAUUCAUAUCGUGGACCUCGAUACGAUCGACUUGAGCAACCUAAACCGACAGUUCCUCUUCAGACACGAGCAUAUCAAGAAAUCGAAAGCUUUGGUAGCAAAGGAGGCAGCACAUGCCUUCAAUCCAAAUGUGAAGCUGGUGGCUCACCAUGCCAACAUCAAGGAUGCCGAGUUCAACGUCAGCUGGUUUAGGGGAUUCACAAUGGUCUUUAACGCGUUGGACAAUUUGGAUGCAAGAAGACAUGUGAACAAGAUGUGCCUGGCUGCGAAUGUUCCUCUCAUUGAGAGCGGUACCACCGGGUUCAACGGCCAGGUCCAAGUUAUCAAGAAGGGAGUCACAGCCUGCUAUGAUUGCAGCCCCAAAGAAACGCCCAAAAGCUUUCCUGUUUGCACGAUCAGGAGUACGCCAAGCCAGCCCAUCCACUGCAUUGUCUGGGGGAAGAGUUACCUGCUCAGUGAGGUCUUUGGAGCGAGCGAGGAUGAGUCGGCAGAGAUGGAUCAUUCAGAGGAUUCUGAAAAUGCCAAGGAGAUUGAAAAAUUGCGUCAAGAAUCACAGGCGUUAAAGAAUAUUAAACAAGCUAUGGGCACACCAUCAUUCCCACAGCUACUAUUUGAUAAAGUCUACCAGGACGACAUCAAUCGUCUGCGAUCAAUGGAGGAGAUGUGGAAGAGCCGGCGGCCGCCACAGUCGCUGAGUUAUGCUAAAAUUAUCGAGCCUGCAGUCGAUGUGGAAACAAGAAAAGAACAAAUACUCAAGGCCGGUCAGCGGAUUUGGAAUCUGGAAGAGAAUGCCAUAGUCUUUAAGGACAGCCUGGAACGUCUAAGCAGAAGAUGGUCAGAUAUGAAAUCUGCUGUAGAUGGUAAUUCCGCGGAGCCAAUAAUCACCUUUGACAAAGACGACGAAGACACUCUGGAUUUCGUAACAGCAAGCGCAAAUUUGCGGUCGAUCGUAUUCGGCAUUGAGAGCAAGUCUCGAUUCGAUGUCAAACAAAUGGCUGGGAACAUCAUUCCUGCUAUUGCAACCACCAAUGCAAUCGUAGCUGGGCUUUGUGUACUCCAGUCCUUUAAAGUCCUUCGGGGAGAUUUUUCAAGUACGAAGGAAAUAUUUCUCUCGCCGUUCGCGUCACAGCGACUCAUAUCUUCCGAUAGGUUCCGGCCUCCAAACCCAGAUUGCCCAGUAUGUAGCGUGGCACAAGCUCAAGUCAUGGUCGAUAUGUCACGAGCCACUCUUGGCGAUCUUGUUGAAAAUUUCCUGCGUCUGGAGCUGGGUUAUGGAGAUGAGAUUGUGGUAAACCACGGGGAUGACCUAUUAUACGAUGUUGAAGAAAUAGACAACCUAGCAAAGAAACUCGAUGAACUCGGAAUCAAACCCGAUAGCUUUUUGACAAUCAUCGAUGAAGAUGACGAGAACCCAAGAGUUAAUUUAGUGCUCAACGUACAAGAAUCUACGGCGUCAGACGAGAAGCCUAUAAAAGGGGUAGAUUUCCCCCCAGCACCAUCAGGCGAUGAGCCUGUUUCCCCUAUUCCAAGAAGAAAGAAACCUGCACAACAGCCCAAUGGACACAGGGCAGAGGGCACGGACACCAUUGCGGCGAACGGUAAUGGAACGGCAGCUGUUAGGAGCGACCCCCCUGGGAGGAAGAGAUCGAUUUCUGAGGUUGAGGACCUUGAGCAUCCGCCAAAGCGAGCAAAGACGCACCCCAACGGCGCUCCUACAGAUGGCGCUAUAGUCGUCGAAGACUCCGGUGAUGGUGCCAUUGUUAUCGAUGAUGAUUGA